CCGCAUCAUUUUAAAGAACAAAAGCUCUCCAUGGCGACAACAUAAAAAUAAAAGAAAUCAAAAAUGAAAACGAAAGGAUGUUUCUCGCACUUGUUUCAGUCGCAGGUUUGUUUCUAUGCAUCGCACCAACUGAUUUUGGAUUAUGCCCUCCAGAAACAUCCUGUACAGAUUAAAAGUGGAGAAUCUGAGCAAGAGCAGCACUACCACCCAAAUAUGAGCUUCAGUACAGAAGAGAGAGGAGAACCCCAUACACAGGACUACAGAGUCUAUUUUAAAAACUCAAAUGGGAAAUACAUAUCUCCAUUCCAUGACAUUCCCCUUUAUGCAGAUGAGGCCAAGAAUAUUUUCCAUGCAGUUGUUGAGGUACCCAGAUGGACAAAUGCAAAAAUGGAGAUCGCAACCAAAGAACCAUUGAACCCUCUGAAGCAAGAUGUCAAAAGAGGAAAUCUGCGUUAUAUCUGUAAUGUAUUUCCACAUAAAGGCUACAUAUGGAACUAUGGAGCUUUGCCUCAGACAUGGGAAGAUCCACGACACACAGAUGGUGACACAAAAUGCUCUGGAGACAAUGACCCCAUUGAUAUGUGUGACAUAGGUAACAAGGUCUGCUCACAGGGAGAUAUCAUCAAGGUGAAAGUGUUGGGAAUCCUGGCACUGAUAGAUGAAGGAGAAACAGAUUGGAAAGUGAUUGUGAUUAAUGUUGAGGAUCCAGAGGCUGCAGAAUUUAAUGAUAUUGAGGAUGUAAAGAGGCGUAAACCGGGAUACCUGGAAGCCACAGUGGAUUGGUUUCGAAUGUACAAAGUACCAAAUGGGAAACCUGAAAACCAGUUUGCAUUCAAUGGUGAUUUUAAGAAUCGGGACUUUGCCAUUAAGACCAUAAAAGACACCCAUGAAUAUUGGAAGGCAUUGAUACUGAGCAAGAAUGAAGUAAAGGAACUAAACUGCUUGAAUACAUGUGUCACUGGCAGUCCAUACAUCUGCUCUGAAAUGGAUGCCAAAGCCAUUGCAGACUCAGCAAGUGCAUAUGGUGCAUCAGAGCCCAUUCCUAGCUCGGCUGACAAAUGGUUCUUUUACAGCAAGUAAACAACAAGAGACAACAGAUGACAGAUUACUACAUGGGAGGAUGUACUUAGCUAAUACACAUUAUAUAAUAUGGUCUGUAAAAUGAAGUGUGUUUGAGGUGAAUCAUCUAUUAAACUUUAUUCAAGAAAUGUUUACUCGGUGUGUUGUGUCACUUGUAUGUUGUAGCUAUAGUUGUUAGGGAAUUGUUUCUUUGGUAGCUAGUUAGACUUGCUAGCACAACAUUAUACUCAACAUUUUUAGAUAGUUGUAAUUCUUCCAGCCCAGCAGGUGGUGAUAGAGAGUUAACCACGACUCUAUUUUACUUUCUGGCGCAGAAGAGGAAGUAAUGCCGCCGCCUUCGGUGUAUGGCUUCCGCAAACGCUAUUCGUCUCAGCGGUCCAGCUAGCGGCUUUUCCCUUUAGCUAAUCGCCAUUAUUUGUAUAUAUAUAAAACCACUUCAUCACACAAGGAUUAUCUGGCGCUGUGGUCGGC
Messenger RNA from Silurus meridionalis, 1551 nucleotides. It is a transcript of the gene ppa1a, whose product is annotated as inorganic pyrophosphatase 1a. The transcript is spliced from 13 exons. The record is from RefSeq and is a predicted model, not a curated record. Gene Ontology annotation, molecular function: magnesium ion binding; inorganic diphosphate phosphatase activity. Gene Ontology annotation, cellular component: cytoplasm. Lineage: Eukaryota; Metazoa; Chordata; Actinopteri; Siluriformes; Siluridae. Gene Ontology annotation, biological process: phosphate-containing compound metabolic process. The coding region runs from base 64 to 1080 and encodes 338 amino acids.